GGGGGAAAGGAGCCGUAAACGGGAUUGGCGCCGGCCGGCGGGAGAUGCUGAGCGCGACGGUUAAAAGAGCAGCGAGUCGCUUGUCGCCCCUCUGCCCACCGCCGCCGCCGCUCGCCUCCCCCCCGUCCCCCUCCACCUCCCUCCGCCGCCUCCUUCACCCUCACCCGCCCGGGAACCGCGCGUGCAGGGCGGCGCCGCCUCCUCCUCCUCUCCUCCUCCUCUCCCUCUCCGGCUCGGCUCUCGCCGCCGCCGCCGCCCCGCCGCUGGCAGCCCGGCGCCUGGUCACCAUGGCAACGGAGGGUAUGGCCCAGAGGAUGGUCUGGGUGGACCUGGAGAUGACUGGGUUGGACAUAGAAAAAGAUAAAAUCAUUGAAAUGGCUUGCAUUAUAACUGAUUCAGACUUGAAUAUUUUGGCAGAGGGUCCACAUUUGAUAAUUAAUCAACCAGAUGAAUUGCUGGACAGUAUGUCAGAUUGGUGUAGGGAGCAGCAUGGAAAGUCUGGCCUCACACAGGCAGUGCGGGACAGCAAGAUGAGCCUGCAACAAGCAGAAUACGAGUUUCUGUCAUUUGUACGCCAGCAGACCCCACCAGGCCUCUGUCCUCUAGCAGGAAAUUCUGUCCAUGCUGAUAAGAAGUUCCUGGACAAAUUCAUGCCACAGUUGAUGAGACAUUUACAUUACAGAAUAAUUGAUGUCAGCACGCUUAAGGAAUUAUGCAGGCGCUGGUAUCCAGAAGAAUAUAAAGAGGCACCAAAGAAGAGGGCAUCACACAGAGCAUUGGAUGAUAUUUGUGAGAGCAUCAAAGAACUAAAGUUUUACAGAAAACACAUAUUUAAGGAAAACAAAAUUGAUGAGAAAAAGAGAAAAACUCACUUGGAGAAUGGCGAGAAUGAGAAACGGGAGAGCUAAGGAACUUACGUAUCCAGAAGAUUGUCUAACAAACUUGAAAUGUCUGUUUGCAUAGUUUUGAAUACUUUAGGACUAAGAUAAUGUAGUUUCAAUAUUCAAAAAAGAUUAAUUUUUUUUCUGUAUUUUGUUUGUCUUUUUCAAAGACUAAACAAUUGUAAUAACACAAUUGAUAAUGAGUCACUUUCACUAUUAGUUGGAUUUUGGUUACAAAUUAGCACUUCAGUAUUAAUUUAAACUACAGUAGGAACGAAUGCAAUUUUUUGCAUUUAUGGUGUGUAAUAAAUCUGACUACUUUUGUUUUAACCUUAAGUGCAUUUAUUGUUCUCUACUGUGGUUUCUUUGGGAAGGGGUGGAAUAAAUCUCCUUUCACUAAA
Messenger RNA from Callorhinchus milii (elephant shark), 1282 nucleotides. It is a transcript of the gene rexo2, whose product is annotated as small fragment nuclease. The record is from RefSeq and is a predicted model, not a curated record. The transcript is spliced from 7 exons. Lineage: Eukaryota; Metazoa; Chordata; Chondrichthyes; Chimaeriformes; Callorhinchidae. The coding region runs from base 45 to 908 and encodes 287 amino acids. Gene Ontology annotation, cellular component: mitochondrion. Gene Ontology annotation, molecular function: 3'-5'-RNA exonuclease activity; nucleic acid binding.